Messenger RNA from Limulus polyphemus (Atlantic horseshoe crab), 1942 nucleotides. Its product is annotated as protein bicaudal D-like. The transcript has 5 exons. The coding region runs from base 929 to 1900 and encodes 323 amino acids. The record is from RefSeq and is a predicted model, not a curated record. Gene Ontology annotation, biological process: regulation of microtubule cytoskeleton organization; microtubule anchoring at microtubule organizing center; protein localization to organelle. Gene Ontology annotation, cellular component: Golgi apparatus; cytosol. NCBI's taxonomy places the organism in Eukaryota, Metazoa, Arthropoda, Merostomata, Xiphosura, Limulidae. Gene Ontology annotation, molecular function: dynein complex binding; cytoskeletal adaptor activity; dynactin binding.
GUAUGUAUGGUGUUUGCAUGUCUCCAGUUUAGUUUUACUCAUGACAGUGACCCUUUAUUUAUAGAAGUUUUGAAGAAAGUUUAGCAUUGAUGCUACUUGUUUAUUCUUCUAAGUUAUUCAACAGACACGUAUUUUUUAAUAUUAUAAAUAUACAGUUUAAUCUACAGUCACUAAAUUUUACCGGUUUUGAGGAUUUCCACCCCUCAUCAGUCAUCCUAGACAAGGGCAAAUCGAAAUAAUGAGACGGCUUCUUAAGUUAUAGUGGUGGAGUGUUUAUUUAAAUUUAUUUGGAUUUAGUUGCAUAUUUCAAUUUUAAAAUAUUGUUAAUUUUGGGUUUGUAGGUUGGAGACAGGUAUUUCGUAUUAACCUAAUUUAAAUAUGAAAAGGGACAGGAACAUUUCAUCUACAUGAGGAAAGAAGACUAGGUCAACUCGGUGUUCAGAAUUUUCAAAGCUUUUGACAGAUAUUGUAUAGAAAAACUUUUUAAUUAACUACUGUGGCUGUUGAGGCUAAAAGCUGCAUUAACUUCAUAAGUUUUUGAGAUAGUGUAUAUGUCUUAUCUAGCGUAUGAGUUAUCCAACAGUGAAAUUUUGAAUUAGACAUCACCUGAAUAAAUUUAUCUUGAUUUCUGUUUGCAUAAAAUGCAGUUUGAUACUAGUAAAUUAAAUGAUUAUAUUACUUAGAAGUUUCAGGAGGUUGAGACAUAUAUGUACCAUUGUUGUUUACUUUUUUCCAAGUUUGUUACUUUUUAAAAGAUAAACUUUGGUAUUGAAGAAGGUACUAUGAAUUCUUGGAAGUUUUUGCAAAUCAAAUUUUUCUUGGUUUUUGAAUUAUUUUUUUUUAUAGAAGUUAUCUAUGAGGUCCUAUUUAUGAAUGUACAUUCAAAGCUCUUUGAAUCUUCAGGUUUCCUUAUUAACCAGAUCUUAGAAUGGCAGAUUAUGAGAAACGUAUCAAUGAACUGACUACAGAAAGGGAUCGUCUCAAAGCAGAGGUGGACCGUCUGCAUCGUGAGCUGGUCCAUACCAGUCGUGAAAAGAUUAAAUCUGCCCAGUAUGGUUUAGUGUUGCUAGAUGAGAAAAAAGCACUUCAACAAAAAUGUGAAGAUCUCGAGGCCCAGCUGGAUACAACUAAACAUGAACUGGAUUGUUUAAAAGAGACAUUUUACAAGUUCCAGUCAAGUCAAAAAGCAUCAGUUACAUCAGAGAUUGAAGAGGAAGAAAACCUACUAAAAGAAACGGCCCAUAAAGAAGCUUCUUUUACAUCAACUCUUCUUGAGUUAGAACGAGAAAUAAAACAGGUAAAGCAGGAGCUUGCCCGUGUAAAAGCAGAAAGUGAUCAUAUCCACCAGGAAAAUCAAACUCUAUCGAAACAAAUUGAUGCUAGUGAAUGGGAAAAGAAAAACUUAAAGUCAGAGUUGAAAGAAGUUGAAUUUAGAGAAAGACGACUUUUAAAUGAUAACAAUGAACUUGAAGAGGAAAAUAUCUCCUUACAGAAACAAGUCUCGACACUUCGUUCAUCACAGGUUGAGUUUGAAGGGGCCAAGUACGAAGUUAAACAACUGCAGGAUGAAGUAAAAACAGUACAUUCACAAGUUGAAGAACUGAUGCUAUUAAAACAAAUAGCAGAAAAGCAACUUGAAGAAGCAAUAGAGGCAUUACAAUCGGAGAGAGAGCAGAAAUACGCCUUAAAGAAAGAGUUAAAUAAUCGAGUGAACUCGGAGUCCAUUUUCAACUUGAAUAAUUUAACUCUAUACAACUUCAAAUAUGAAACUCAAGAUGAUGGAAGAAGACCAGAAGAGGAAGAAGAUAGUGGAGAAGAUGAAGUUUUAAAGCAGCUCGAGGCAGACUUCAUGGAGAAACUUGCCAGUGAAGACUGUAAGCUUACUUGUAGUUAUUUUUAAUAGCUGUAGUAGAUGCUGAUUGAUAGUAGAAUAGUAACCUUA